AAUAUAAAACCUUAAUCUUCCUGAGGAAAGCUUUAAAUUUGACUCAGAGGAGUCAGGAGCAGUUGAUCUUCUGCUGGUACUUGUCUCAUCUUGUAGAAUAAGCUGGCAUUGAUAUGAUUUGAAUGUGUGAUUGUUAGAGUUUCUGUCUCGUUACAGCUUGAUGACUUAACCUUAGAAAUCAACUUGUUUUCAAGUUGAAAACUUCUUGAGAACCAUGUAUUAAAACAGAUAAAAGAUAACACGUCCCUGUGUUUUAGCUAUUGCUGAGCAGUGCUUGCAUAGUGUCAGGGCCUUCUCUGUUUCUUGGGCUGCCCCAACAGGGAGCUGACUGGGGGUGCACAAGGAGCUGGGAGGGGACACAGCUGAGACAGCUGACCCCAGCUGACCACAGGGAUAUUCCAGACCAUAUGACGUUGUGUUCAGCAUAUAAAGCUGGGAGAAGAAGGAAGGAGGGGGUGAUGUUUGGACAGGGUGUUUCUCUUCUCAAGUCACCCAUACCUGUAGUGAAGCCCUGCUUUCCUGGGGAUGGCUGUAUGCCUGCAUGCCAGCCAGCACUCCAGAAGUCUGAGGGAUGCUUGUGCAGCUCACUCCAGAGUCUUGUUCCAACACUUGGUACAUUUUGAAGAGUCCUGGAAGCAACGUACAAGGCAAGAACUUUUGAAGUGGAAUGGAUGGGGAUAUAAUGACUCCAAAUUCAUCUUCAAUAAGAAGGGUCAAGCAGAAUUCACAGGAAAAAGGUACAGAUUAGGUGGUAUGGUAUUACCAACUUUUAAGGAAUGGAUAGAAAAAACGUUUGGAGCAAGUCUGGAGCACAAAACUACCUCUAGAACAUCCUUAAAUGUUAAUGAUGUACCUCCAUCCGUUGUAAAUGAAGAAUUUCUUCAGGAUCUUAGAGCCACUAAAAUCUCAUAUUCCCAGGAUGCAGAAGAUAGGGUAUUCAGAGCUCAUGGUCACUGCCUACAUGAGAUAUUUGUACUCAGGGAAGGAAUGUUUAAGCGAAUUCCUGAUAUAGUUGUAUGGCCUGUUUGCCAUGAAGAUGUAGUUAAAAUUGUGGAAUUAGCCUGCAAACACAAUCUCUGCAUAAUACCCUUCGGUGGAGGGACAAGUGUCUCUAGUGCCCUUGAAUGUCCUGAAGAAGAAAAAAGAACAAUUGUCUCCCUGGAUACAUCACAAAUGAAUCGGAUUCUCUGGAUAGAUGAAAAAAACUUAACAGCUUGUGUAGAAGCUGGCAUUGUUGGACAAGAUCUGGAAAAACAGCUUGCUGAAAGUGGCUUCUGUACAGGCCAUGAACCAGACUCAAUGGAAUUCAGUUCACUAGGAGGAUGGGUAGCAACACGAGCAUCUGGCAUGAAAAAAAACAUCUAUGGAAACAUCGAAGAUCUGGUGAUUCAUAUAAAAAUGGUAACUCCUAGAGGAAUAGUAGAAAAAAACUGUCAAGUACCUCGCAUGUCAACAGGACCUGAUAUCCAUCACUUCAUUAUGGGAUCUGAAGGAACUCUUGGAGUGGUUACUGAAGUUACAAUAAAGAUUCGCCCAGUCCCUGAAUACCAGAAGUACGGCUCUGUGGUCUUCCCCAACUUUGAGCGAGGGGUGGCCUGCUUGAGGGAAGUGGCAAAGCAGAGAUGUGCUCCUGCAUCAAUUCGCCUUGUCGACAAUGCACAGUUUCAGUUUGGUCAUGCUCUUAAACCACAAGUUGCUUCCAUUUUUACAUCAUUUUUGGAUGGACUGAAAAAGUUCUACAUCACAAAGUUUAAAGGAUUUGAUCCCAACAUACUGUGUGUAGCUACCUUGCUCUUUGAGGGUGACAGAGAGAAGGUUCUUCAGCACGAGAAGCAAGUCUAUGAUAUUGCCACCAAGUUUGGUGGUUUGGCAGCAGGAGAAGAUAAUGGACAGAGAGGAUACAUGCUGACAUUUGUCAUUGCUUACCUUCGGGACCUAGGCCUGGAUUAUUACGUAAUAGGAGAAUCAUUUGAGACAUCUGUUCCUUGGGAUAGGGUUUUGGACCUUUGUAGAAAUGUAAAGGAAAGGAUAGUACGAGAGUGCAAAGAAAAGGGUGUUCAGUUUGCUCCUCUUUCCACCUGUAGGGUGACACAGACUUAUGAUGCAGGUGCAUGCGUCUACUUCUACUUUGCCUUUAACUACAGAGGAAUUAGUGAUCCUAUUCAUGUCUAUGAACAAAUUGAGAGGGCUGCUAGAGAAGAAAUACUUGCCAAUGGAGGAAGUCUUUCACAUCACCAUGGAGUAGGCAAAUUGCGGAAGCGCUGGAUGAAGGAGAGCAUCUCUGAUGUUGGCUUGGGAAUGCUGAGAUCUGUUAAAGAAUAUGUGGACCCCAAUAACAUCUUUGGAAACAAAAAUCUUUUAUAAAGCCCUGCACAAAUGAUGUACUAAAAAUUAAAAAUUACUGUUGAAAUUCCUCCAAUUUAAUUGUAUUGAUAUCCCAGUAAUCAAAUAUAACAUAGACUAAACUUUAAAAACUAGUAACUUACAUUGAUUUUUGCUAUUCCCUUCCCCCUUCCCCCAAUAAAGUGUAAACAUCACUGUUAAUGUUUAUGGACUUUUACUUAACAAUAUUCUAACCUACUGGGCAGAAAGUACCAACCAGGAAAUGCAAAUUUGGGUUUCCAAGUUGGGCUAGGCAGGACAGCUGACAGUAUUUUCAGUGCUGGAUACUGCCAGAUGUUUCUUACUUAAAGCAUCCCCUGCAAGGAGGACAAUGACUGACAGCCGUGUUUUCUACAGAAGCAGCUGCACAGCCCAGCCUCCUGCUAAAGGAAAGCUGCUAAGAGACAGAUGAGAGAACACCAAGGAGUACCUCCCUGUACUGGAUUAAGUAUGUAACAGACUUGUAACCAGCAAAUACUUUUAAGAGUACAAAUGUAGGCUUUCAGCAAAAGAGACAGUGUAAGUCAACCUACUAAAAAUUCAGUAGUCUCUCACUGUAGUACUGGAAAAUCUUACACAAUUGAGUUGUAUUUGCAUUGCUGGGAUAAUCUUAAAUUAAUUGUAGGUCAGUCACUAAGUUUUGUACAACGGACAUUUCUCACUGUAAGUUGAAAACAGGUUUGUAACAAAAUUUUGUGUUCAUCUGUACUUCAGUCCUAGUGCGUAUGGGUUUUGUUCCUGUUGUGUUUGUUUUGCACAGAUGCAAGAUAUCUUUUUCAGUUACUCAAAUGAAACUGCCCAGCACUGUCUUUUGAAACAGUCACAACAGUUUAAUAAAACACUUAAAUGGACAACCUACUGUCAUCCUGAAAGUGAGAUUUCCCAUUUAAGUUUUGUACAGUUUCCUAUGGCCUUUAUGAAUCAUUUAUUUACUUCACAAGUAGCCACAAUUUUAAUUGUCCAUUGAACUUUAUGAAAAUGAAAUAUUUUCUUGAUCAGUGUCAUGUGAGAGUAAGCAUUUUUACAUUGAAACUUACCGGUAAAAUAAACAAAAUAUUUGUCAAUACUCAUGAUCCAUUUUUAAGGUGGGUUCUUUCUUAAAGCAAAUUAUCCAACUUUUUGAUAAUUAAUGUAAAUGCAUAAGAUAGAAAAAAAUACAGAUUAUCCUUUGAGGACACUAUUCUAGUCAACUGCUUCACAGCUCUGUAGUGUCAGUUUGGACACCUUUUGUAUUGGUAGUGCCCUUAAUGAGGAGAAAAUGAUAAAACUGCAUUUUUGUUUUUAAACUAUUUUAGAAUACUGUCUAAUUAGCUUUAAAUUUUGGUAAUAUACCAAAAAAAAAGUAUAAAAUGCUUGAAAAAAUACUGCAUAUCAGACAACUUUGAACUUGUUCUAAGCUAUUAAUUUCAAUGCAACAAUUCAAA
Messenger RNA from Poecile atricapillus (Black-capped chickadee), 3806 nucleotides. It is a transcript of the gene AGPS, whose product is annotated as alkylglycerone phosphate synthase. Gene Ontology annotation, molecular function: alkylglycerone-phosphate synthase activity; FAD binding. The record is from RefSeq and is a predicted model, not a curated record. Gene Ontology annotation, biological process: lipid biosynthetic process. The transcript is spliced from 21 exons. NCBI's taxonomy places the organism in Eukaryota, Metazoa, Chordata, Aves, Passeriformes, Paridae. Bases 526 to 2364 code for a protein of 612 amino acids.